Messenger RNA from Paramisgurnus dabryanus, 4457 nucleotides. It is a transcript of the gene kctd3, whose product is annotated as potassium channel tetramerization domain containing 3. Gene Ontology annotation, molecular function: protein binding. The record is from RefSeq and is a predicted model, not a curated record. NCBI's taxonomy places the organism in Eukaryota, Metazoa, Chordata, Actinopteri, Cypriniformes, Cobitidae. Gene Ontology annotation, biological process: protein homooligomerization.
UCCACAACGCUUUAGCAUCGGUACAUGGCGUCCAUAACACUACUCGUUGCCAUUCCCUGUCCGAUAGGUUGUAGAAAGGCCUUUAACAGUUGUAGGAAAUCAUUACAGUAGUUCAUUAAAGCUUUAAAUAUGGCGAACAGUGUGUGCGAAAAGCUUGAUCUAAAAAGCCCUUGUGGUGACGCAUAGUUUGGGGGCUUGCUGGGUGGCGAGGUAGGUUAAGGAAUAUCUCGAGGAUUCUGGGUGGAUAAAUGAGGCAACUGGAUUAAACCGUGUUUAUUCCUCCUCGGUAACCGCACGGGAUUUCAGGAUGGCAGGGAUCGGUAACGGUUCAACAUCUGGGAUGGGUGACAUAAUCCAGCUGAACGUCGGAGGAACGAGGUUCAGCACAUCACGACAGACUCUGAUAUGGAUUCCUGACUCUUUCUUCUCAAGUUUACUUAGUGGGAGAAUAUCAACACUACGGGAUGAAACUGGAGCCAUUUUUAUUGACAGAGACCCAACAGCAUUUGCUCCCAUUUUAAAUUUUCUUCGAACAAAAGAACUAGACUUAAGGGGGGUUAACAUAAGCAUCAUACGACAUGAAGCUGAGUUCUAUGGCAUUACACCCUUAGUACGACGUUUACUUCUCUGUGAGGAACUGGACAGAUCAUCGUGUGGAAGUGUGCUGUUUCAUGGCUACCUCCCUCCACCAGCUCUGCCUGCCCGAAGAAAUGCUGGUGGACAGGCCACAGCUGCUGCGAGCCAAGAAGAGCACUCGAGUCCUAGUGGGGCAGAAGGGGGGUCUUCUCUCCCUGGACCCUCCGGGGCAGAUGGACCUCAAAGACUGGGCUCACCGGUCGACCCCAGGAAGGUGCUGAUCGUCGCUGGCCAUCAUAACUGGAUCGUAGCGGCAUAUGCACAUUUUGUUAUUUGUUACAGGAUAAAGGAAUCUUCUGGCUGGCAGCAGGUGUUUUCAAGCCCGUACCUGGACUGGGCUAUCGAGCGGGUGGCCCUCAAUGCUAAAGUUGUGGGCGGCCCACAUGGAGAUAAAGACAAGAUGGUUGCAGCAUCAUCGGGGAGCAGUAUCAUACUCUGGAGUAUUCAGGAUGGAGGAAGUGGAAGUGAAAUAGGUGUGUUCAAUCUUGGCGUGCCUGUUGACUCACUGUUUUUCAUCGGGAGUCAGUUAGUCGGCACCAGCCACACGGGGAAGGUAGGGGUGUGGAACGCCGUCACACAACAUUGGCAGGUGCAGGAUGUAGUGCCCAUCACAAGCUGUGACACAGCAGGAUCUUUCCUCCUGCUCGGCUGUAACAAUGGCUCAAUUUACUAUAUUGACAUGCAGAAGUUUCCACUGAGAAUGAAAGACAAUGACUUGCUGGUGACAGAACUCUACCACGACCCUUCAAAUGAUGCAAUCACAGCCCUCAGUGUCUACCUGACUCCUAAAACAAGUGUGAGUGGGAACUGGAUCGAGAUCGCUUACGGAACCAGCUCUGGGGCGGUACGGGUUAUCGUUCAGCAUCCAGAGACCGUCGGUUCCGGACCACAGCUCUUCCAAACCUUUACUGUCCACCGCAGUCCUGUCACAAAGAUCAUGCUUUCUGAGAAGCACUUAGUGUCAGUGUGUGCUGACAAUAACCAUGUACGCACGUGGACGGUGACACGGUUCAGAGGUAUGAUCUCCACUCAGCCGGGAUCGACUCCCCUGGCUUCCUUUAAGAUCAUCUCACUGGAGGAGACAGAGAGCCAUAGCAGCUAUUCCUCCGGCAAUGACGUCGGUCCAUUUGGAGAGCGAGAUGACCAACAGGUUUUCAUUCAGAAAGUCAUUCCCAUCACCAACAAACUUUUUGUUCGGCUUUCUUCUACUGGAAAGAGGAUUUGUGAGGUGCAGUCCGUGGACGGCACCACCAUUACUUGUUUCACGGUACGAGAGUGCGAGGGCUCUAGCCGUAUGGGCUCCAGACCACGCCGUUUUCUCUUUACUGGCCAUGCAAACGGUAGCAUCCAGAUGUGGGACCUGACCACUGCCAUGGACACAGUCAACAAAAGUGACGACAAGGCCAAACGGGAACCAGAAGUGGGCGGUCCAACGGAGGAGGAGCUGCUGAAACUGCUUGACCAAUGUGACUUGAGCACAUCUCGUUGCGCCACGCCCAACAUCAGCCCCGCCCCCUCCGUGCUGCAACAUAGCCGGCUACGGGAGUCUUCUUCCAGUCUCCAGCUGCAGGCUCAGGAGCCCAUUCCUGAAACGGCCACCUAUGGGGCCCUGCGGCCGUACAGAGAGAGCCCUCUGCUGGCUCGCGCUCGACGCACCGAGAGCUUCCACAGCUACAGAGACUUUCACAGCUUAAACCUAACAAAAACCAUGCUGGAGAACAACGGGCUCCAAUGUGGAUCCACGGAGGACGACGUGCGUCAGCCUGCGGUGGAAAGCAACGGUGAAGAUGGGGACAAAAAAACCUCAACCUUUGAGCUGUGGGGUUCCAGAGCGUCCGAAACGCAGUUCGCAGCUGCGCGCAAAGCUCCGGACAGCCCUGGAGACCCACGGCGAAGGAUACAAUUGAUGGAGGAGGGGGCAGACUGCAGAUCGGAGGGGGUGAGGAGGAGGGCGCCAUUUGAAGCGAACUUCCUGAGCAGGAGAAAAGCACCUCCAGUUCCACUGUUGAGUCCCCCACCUGCAGGGGGCGACGGUGCUGCCAGCGACUCGUCCAGCACCGCCUCACCCUCUCCAACUAAAGUUUCCACAUCUCCGCGCCAUCGCAAGGGCACUGAAACUGCGAGCGAGUGAUGGUUUACACAGAUUUACGAUUUAGAGGUCACACCAAAUACAGUCGUCUCCGACAGGUGAAAGAAGGAAGUAAGUGUGAAAGGUUGGGAAGGACAGCAGCUGGCAGCAAAAGGGAUUUACACAGUAUAGAUGCUGGUUUGUCAUAUGAACAAUUUAAUAGGAUUUUUAUCAAGUGCAACCAUGUUGGCCUCAUUUUCUCCUUUUGGAUCCGACAGAUUGAGCAGGUAGUUUAACUAAUUGGCUUACACCUGAAUUGACAUUUCCUAAAGCAAAUGUACUAGUAAGAAUCUUUAAUAUUGAGUACAUUAGCUUUGCAUGUAUGCACAUUUAAGGCAAAAGUGCUUGUUUUUAUUAGGUUGCUUUUAACAUUGUACCUUUCCCUGCUUUUGCUACUGUCCACUAAUGGUACAUUUCAAAACACUGUGAUGCACUUUACUGUCAGUCUUUAUUUGUAGUCCUUUAUUGUACAUAGAGAGGACGAUUGACCAAUCAAAGCUCAACUAAUGAACACAUUUAAACGGUUGUAGGAACAAUAAUGCAUUUCUUUCUACAUUGAUCCUCUGGGACUCAUUGUUUAUCGUCUAUGACAUUUCAGUGCAGAUCUGAAGUUCAUUUGUUUUAAAUUUAUUCAGUGCCUUUUGCUAAUUUGGAUUGCUGUUUUUCUGAGAAAUCAAAAUCUUUUAUUUCUUUUUUGGUCUUUCUCAUCGACUUGUGAUUGUUGGAUUAUCACAUUAUGUAACUCUGUAACUUCAGUUUUAGAGAGAUUUUCUGCCAACUAAGCAACAAAUCCAAAUUCACAUAUCUAAAAAAUAUACUGUAUUAUUUUUAUUUAACAAAAUUAUAUUAAAAAAAAUAUAUAAAUUAUAGGUAAAAUUAAUCAUUUCUGUUUGUGAUGCCCACAGUUUCUAAACAUCAAACGUUAAUUAUAGGUUAUUUAAAAUUGAUCAGGCAACCUCAAAGCAUAUUUUUAUAAUUUGCAUAUCUAUUGUUAAGAAUACAUGAUAAAGAUUUAUUUAUAUUUGACAUAAAGCCAAUUGUGCAUUGAUUACUGAUCACAAACAGGAUCACUUGCUUUAAUUUCCAGCCAUUACACUUUGUGUAUAAAUUUGAUCCCUAUAGAGAGAAAUGUACAGUAUAUAUAUAUAUAACACUAUUGAUAAUACGUAUGCAAUAUUAUUAAAGUUAUUUGUUACUACAUGAAGAAAACCUGUAUGAACUAUAUGAAGGAAACUAUAUGAUCUCAUUAAUGCUAUGCAAUCGUAACUAUUUUCACACUGAGCAUUGACAGCAGGCUUCACAGCCCGAUACAAAAUCAAAAGAAUGGCUGCUUUAACAAAGUAACUAAUAAAGAAUUGAAUUAAUUAAGACAUUUUUGCAUGUCUUCGUGACACAAUUUUCUUCUUUGAUUUAUUGGAAUACUAUUGUAGUGUUUUUAUUACUACAAAAAUUAUUUCAAACUUGAAAUGUGAACAUUUGAUGAGCAUUUAACUGCACUUACAACUUGUUAACUUGACUCCUGAAUAUGCAUAUAUGUAUUAAUAAACUAUAGUCAAGCAAAAUUGUUUAAUCAAGUGAUUGAGAAUGUAUUUUUCAAUGCAAGGGAAAAGGCUACUACUUCCUGAACUUCAGCCAGCUCCUUGUUUCCUGUCUGCCAUUAUUGGACAAACUGAUUAAUCCAGGUGUGUCUGAU